Prionailurus viverrinus (fishing cat) is the source of this 3482-nucleotide messenger RNA. It is a transcript of the gene LRRC4B, whose product is annotated as leucine rich repeat containing 4B. The record is from RefSeq and is a predicted model, not a curated record. Bases 701 to 2863 code for a protein of 720 amino acids. The transcript is spliced from 3 exons. Gene Ontology annotation, molecular function: protein binding. Gene Ontology annotation, cellular component: plasma membrane. NCBI's taxonomy places the organism in Eukaryota, Metazoa, Chordata, Mammalia, Carnivora, Felidae.
CAGAGGAGACAGAGGGAACCGCAGCGGUGCACAAACGCAGAGAGCAUAGCGAUAGCGGUGACAAUACCACGGUGCGAGUAACAAAGCACACUCCAUGACACUGUGACAGAUGAAGAAACAGAGGCAGAAAGGAUGGUGACAGAGGGACCGUGACAAAAGGGGUGGAGACAGGAACAGAGCAUAGAAACAUGAAAGGUAUAGAGACCAGGAAGGCGAGCGGGGCAGAGCAAGGGAUUGGUGACCCAGACGAAGGGUGGCCUGGCAGGCAUCCUGGAGAUGAAGCUAGGGAGUCCGGCUGCGGGCAGAGUCCGGAGAGAAACUGGCAUCGCAUCUUAUAGAGGAGGACAGAGGGAGAAGGAGAACAUGACCGAGGCACAACAGGGGACGACAGGGACAGCAAGACAGAGAGCAAGUCAUAGAGGUGAACAGAGACCAGAGCAAAGAGGAAGAAAACAAGGGCCCAGUCACCUGAGACUCAGCGGGAGGGAAGGGCGACAGGCCGAAGCAAAGAGGGGUGGCGAAGCGAACCAAACAGCGGAGAGGGUGAAAGGGACACCGCAGCCUGUGGCUACCAACUGAGCGAGACUCACUUCCCGGCCCAGCACCUCAUCCUGGCAAGCACCGGAAACCAUGGAGCCUUGAGCUGUCUUCUCUAUGCCGCUUUGCCCCCCGGCGCCCACGCGGAGCAUGAACAUUGAGGAUGGCGUGCGCCCGCAGCUCCCCGUGCCCCCCACUGCCGCCCGGUAGGAUGUCCUGGCCCCAUGGGGCCCUGCUCUUCCUCUGGCUCUUCUCCCCACCCCUGGGGGCCGGUGGGGGCGGCGUGGCCAUGACAUUGGCCGCCGGAGGGGGCUCCCCGCCGGCCACCUCCUGCCCCGCGGCCUGCUCCUGCAGCAACCAGGCCAGCCGGGUGAUCUGCACGCGGAGAGAGCUGGCCGAGGUCCCCGCCAGCAUCCCUGUCAACACGCGGUACCUGAACCUGCAGGAGAAUGGCAUCCAGGUGAUCCGGACCGACACGUUCAAGCACCUGCGGCACCUGGAGAUCCUGCAGCUGAGCAAGAACCUGGUGCGCAAGAUCGAGGUGGGCGCCUUCAACGGGCUGCCCAGCCUCAACACGCUGGAGCUGUUCGACAACCGGCUCACGACGGUGCCCACGCAGGCCUUCGAGUACCUGUCCAAGCUGCGGGAGCUCUGGCUGCGCAACAACCCCAUCGAGAGCAUCCCCUCGUACGCCUUCAACCGCGUGCCCUCCCUGCGGCGCCUCGACCUGGGCGAGCUCAAGCGGCUGGAGUACAUCUCGGAGGCGGCCUUCGAGGGCCUGGUCAACCUGCGCUACCUCAACCUGGGCAUGUGCAAUCUCAAGGACAUCCCCAACCUGACGGCCCUGGUGCGCCUGGAGGAGCUCGAGCUGUCCGGCAACCGGCUGGACCUGAUCCGCCCGGGCUCCUUCCAGGGCCUCACCAGCCUGCGCAAGCUGUGGCUCAUGCACGCCCAGGUGGCCACCAUCGAGCGCAACGCCUUCGACGACCUCAAGUCGCUGGAGGAGCUCAACCUGUCCCACAACAACCUGAUGUCGCUGCCCCACGACCUCUUCACGCCCCUGCACCGCCUGGAGCGCGUCCACCUCAACCAUAACCCGUGGCACUGCAACUGCGACGUGCUGUGGCUGAGCUGGUGGCUCAAGGAGACGGUGCCCAGCAACACGACGUGCUGCGCCCGCUGCCACGCGCCCGCCGGCCUCAAGGGCCGCUACAUCGGCGAGCUGGACCAGUCGCACUUCACCUGCUACGCGCCCGUCAUCGUGGAGCCGCCCACGGACCUCAACGUCACCGAGGGCAUGGCCGCCGAGCUCAAGUGUCGCACGGGCACCUCCAUGACGUCCGUCAACUGGCUGACGCCCAACGGCACCCUCAUGACGCACGGCUCGUACCGCGUGCGCAUCUCCGUCCUGCACGACGGCACUCUCAACUUCACCAACGUCACCGUGCAGGACACGGGCCAGUACACGUGCAUGGUGACGAACUCGGCCGGCAACACCACGGCCUCGGCCACGCUCAACGUCUCGGCCGUCGACCCCGUGGCGGCCGGCGGUGCCGGCGGCGGCGGCGGCGGCGGGGGCGGCCCGGGAGGCGGCGGCGGCGGCGGCGGCGGCGGCGGAGGGGGCGGGGGCGGCUACACCUACUUCACCACCGUGACCGUGGAGACCCUGGAGACGCAGCCCGGAGAGGAGACCCUGCAGCCGCGGGGGACGGAGAAGGAGCCGCCGGGGCCCACGACGGACGGCGUCUGGGGCGGGGGCCGGCCCGGGGACGCCGCCGGCCCGGCCUCGUCGUCCACCACGGCGCCCGCCCCGCGCUCCUCGCGGCCCACGGAGAAGGCGUUCACCGUGCCCAUCACGGACGUGACGGAGAACGCCCUCAAGGACCUGGACGACGUCAUGAAGACCACCAAGAUCAUCAUCGGCUGCUUCGUGGCCAUCACGUUCAUGGCCGCCGUGAUGCUCGUGGCCUUCUACAAGCUGCGGAAGCAGCACCAGCUCCACAAGCACCACGGGCCCACGCGCACCGUGGAGAUCAUCAACGUGGAGGACGAGCUGCCCGCGGCCUCGGCCGUGUCCGUGGCCGCCGCCGCCGCCGUGGCCGGGGGCGGGGGCGUCGGCGGGGACAGCCACCUGGCCCUGCCCGCCCUGGAGCGCGACCACCUGAACCACCACCACUACGUGGCGGCCGCCUUCAAGGCGCACUACAGCGGCAACCCCAGCGGCGGGGGCUGCGGGGGCAAGGGCCCCCCGGGGCUCAACUCCAUCCACGAACCUCUACUCUUCAAGAGCGGCUCCAAGGAGAAUGUGCAAGAGACGCAGAUCUGAAGCCGCCGGGCGGGGGCCCCGGGCCCCGGGCCCCGGGCCGGACUGGGACCCUCCCCGCGGCCCCGCCGCCGCCGCCGCCGCCGCUCUCGGACCGCGCAGGGAAGGUCGGGGGAGGAGGGCUCGAAGCCCCGCCCGCGUGCGGACCCCAGGGCGCCCCCCCCCCCCCCCCCCCCGGCGAGGACAGGGCGGGGCGCCGGGAACCGAGCCGCCUCCGCGAUUCUGGCCUCACCGCCCCCCCCCCCUCCCAGCCCCGGCGAAGGGAGGGGAUGCAGGAUUCGGGAGAAGUGGCUGGAACCCCCCGCUUUUCCGCCUCGCUCUCUCUAGCGACCCCUCCCCGCCCUCCGCCUUCCAGGGGAGAGAGGAGCUUUCCGGGGAGGGGGGGCGUCCUUUCCCCUCAUCCCCGACAACCCUCCUUUUACGGUUCAUUUUUUGCAGUUUGACGCCUGUCCCCCCUCCUCCCGCCCCUCCGCCCCCGAAACUGAAGAGACGGACGACGCGCGCGCGGUCAGAGCCUCCGGACACCCUGCCCUGCCCCCCACCUUCGCCCCUCCCCGCCCCCCGCCCUCACCUGCCCCACAGACUCUUUUGAUACUGAAGGGAGGUUUGCGUCAAUGACUAC